GCGGAAAUCGGCUAGGCAGGUAGGCACAAAUUGACAUAAUUAGCCACAUAACCGCAAUUAGCGAAGAGAAAAUAUCAGUAAUCAGGCUUCGCCACUGUCUCCUGUUCGCAAGGUAAUGAUGCGUGCAAGUACACUAAUUGGAAAUUGUCUUGAAUUCAACAGUGCAGAAACAGGUAUCGUGGGCUGCGAAAGGAAAAUAUCACGUAUUUUAAGGUAUAUUUUAUUUGUUUCAUGCCAUGGAUGUCGUUACGAGAUAAUAGAUCAGAAAAAGUUACGUGGGAAUCGUACUGCUGACGCAGCAGGGACUUGUUCAGAAGACAUGCUGCAUUGACACAACCUGCUUUGAGUGAUUCCGAAAGAACCUGAAAAGAUAUAUCGGAAACUCCGUGCUACCAUUAUGUCAAGUGAAAUAUUGAACAUGAAGGAUGCAUUCGAAUUAUUAGUUUUCGCCGCCACUGUCAUCAACAUUUUCGCGGCAAAUAACACAGUGCCCAAAUACUGCUUGAGGCCGAAAGCGCCUGGCAGCACAUGUGGGGGAGGCCCGUUUACAUCGUGGUAUUUCGAUUCCAACAUCCGUGCAUGCAAGGCUUUCAUCUUCGGUGGAUGCAACGGGAACCUGAACAGGUUUUCUUCCGAGAGACAGUGUCAGCGAUGGUGCUUACCUGGAAUUCCAGAGAACACGGUGUGUAGCUUGGAUCAAGUUCAAGGACACGGCAUAGGCCAGUUUUUCGCCUGGUCAUAUGACUCCAAAGCAGACUAUUGUCGUGUAUUUAUGUACAGUGGAUGGGGCGGCAAUUGUAACAACUUUAGAAGUUGUUUUGAGUGCAUGAACAGAUGCAGCGGAAAUGAACAUGCUGCGCACAUCUGCCGCAUUCUGAAUUAUGAUAUUAUGGCUUACUCCUACAAAGGACUUCAAUUCAGCUUUCCUGGAAUUAAAUGAACAGCUUGAGGUUGUAUUUCGGACAAAAGAGAUCUACAGAAAUUUGAGAGGUUUAUACAUUAAAGUAUGCCAUCAUCUAAUAAGGCCAAGUGCAGAAAUAUAUUCUAGUUUACGCAGAACA
Molecule: messenger RNA, 1061 nt
Organism: Dermacentor andersoni
Lineage: Eukaryota; Metazoa; Arthropoda; Arachnida; Ixodida; Ixodidae
Source: RefSeq, a predicted model, not a curated record